Molecule: messenger RNA, 1887 nt
Organism: Rotaria sp. Silwood1
Lineage: Eukaryota; Metazoa; Rotifera; Eurotatoria; Philodinida; Philodinidae
Source: the annotation of a GenBank genome assembly
AUGAAAAUUCUAAUCGAUACCGGCGCACAAUAUUCGUUUAUUAAUGAAAAAUGUUUAAAACUUUUUAAUCAAUUUAAAUAUUCUGCUAUUGGACAUCAAAAAUUUUUUAUGGCUGAUGUAUUAACUUAUUUUAUAGUGACAGGAAUUAUUUAUUUGAAUAUUACUAUUGGUGAUGUUAUAACAUCUAUACCAGCAUUUAUUGUUAUACCAAUUUAUACUGAAACAAUACCUGUUGAUUUUCCUGUUAAAUUAUCACGUUCUAUAAAGAUAUUACCUAGAUCUAAACAACAAAUUCCUGUUACUGUUAAUAUUUCAACAGCAACUUUACCAUUUCGUCCAUCAUCUAAUUUUAUUCAAAAAACUUCCAUUUACGUACCACAUUCAAUAUUAAAUAUAAGAAAUUAUUCAACAUUAUUAACUGUUAGUAAUUUAUCAAAUUCACCACGUUAUUUACCUAAAGGAACAGUUAUUGGAAUCGCAACAUAUAAUAAUUCUGAUUCUUAUAAUAUUACAGAUAAUAAAAAUUCAAUUACACCUAAUACAUGUAAUUCAGCAUCUCAACAAAUAAAUACAAUUACUACUCCACCACCACUUCCUACAACUCAACAAACAAUUUCAAACUUAUUAUUUCACAUUGCUGAUCAAACACAACGUGAUUUAAUUCAGUCAUUAUUAUUUAAAUUUCAAUCUACAUUUGAUACAACUGGUCUUAUUCGAGAAUCUCAAUCACCAUAUGCAGCACCAGCAUUGUUAGUAAAAAAGAAAGACCAAACUUGGAGAUUAGUUAUAGAUUAUAAGAAGCUGAAUGCCAUCACUAUUAAAGAUAAUUAUCCUCUUCCUAACAUGGAGGCAACUCUUCAAACAUUAGGUGCUGGUUAUCAUUACUUUAGUAAGCUUGAUCUUAAAUUUGGUUUUUGGCAAUUGCCAAUUAAUGAAAAAGAUCGUUUUAAAACAGCUUUUAUAACUCCAUUCGGAUUAUUCGAAUGGUUGGUACUUCCUCAAGGUCUUCGAAAUUCGCCUCCAAGCUUCCAACGGAUAAUGAACAAUGUAUUAGGUGCUUAUUCUGAAUUUUGUUUGGUAUAUCUUGAUGAUAUAAUAAUAUUCUCGAAGGAUUUUAAUCAACAUUUAAAUCAUAUAGAACAAGUAUUAAAUGCUUCAAAAUCACAUAAUUUAAUAUUAAACCCAGCAAAAUGUGAAAUAGCUAAACAACAAAUUGAAUAUUUAGGACAUGUAAUUACACCAACAACAAUUACUCAAGCUAAUCGUUUUAUUGGAGCUCUUUCCUGGUAUCGGAAAUUUAUUCCAAAUUUUUCAUCAAUAGCAGCUCCUAUACAUGCAGUCACUAAUCUUACAAAGCAUAAUCGACAUAAAUUUAAAUGGGGUUAUGAACAAUCAAAAUCUUUUAAUGAAUUAAAACAAUUAUUAACAUCAACUCCAUUAUUUUUAAAUUUUCCUGAUGAUACACACCCAGUUUUAUUAUCAACUGAUGCUUCAAAAAUUGGUUUUGGUGGUAUUCUUUAUCAAGAAAUUAAUAAUGUUAGAAAAGUUCUUUACUAUCAUUCUGAAUUACUAUCUCCUUCACAAACACGUUAUAAUCCAAUGGAACUCGAAGCAUUAGCUAUAUUUAAAUGUAUUACAAGAAUGAGGUCUUUUUUACUUGGUCAAUUUAAUAUUCAACAAAUUAUACAUGUUAAAGGAAAAUACAACUGUUUACCUGAUUAUCUUUCACGACAUCCUAUUGCAUCUGAUGAUGAAUUACCUGAUGAUUAUGGUUUAGGAUUUACAAAAGAUAAAUCAUCUUCUAUUCAAUUACUUGGUGUAGUUGUUACUCGAUCAAAGGCUAAACUUUUAUCUCAUAAUAUUGAUUCAACUUCAUCAUCAUCAUAA